Molecule: messenger RNA, 4928 nt
Organism: Drosophila miranda
Lineage: Eukaryota; Metazoa; Arthropoda; Insecta; Diptera; Drosophilidae
Product: integrin alpha-PS3
Exons: 8
Coding region: 561-3944 (1127 amino acids)
Biological process (GO): cell adhesion mediated by integrin; cell-cell adhesion; cell-matrix adhesion
Cellular component (GO): integrin complex; external side of plasma membrane
Molecular function (GO): integrin binding
Source: RefSeq, a predicted model, not a curated record
CAUUCGGUUCGGAGUUGUCGGGGAGUGAAAAGACGUACAAAGUUCGGUUGCACGCAUGAUCUCGUCUUAGUUUGUAUUUAGCGUUGCGGCAGGGAUUACGGAAAUAAAAAAUAUUUGUGCAGAUAAUAUAAACCAGUAAUUAUUAAAGCUUACAACUUGGCACGACCUCAGCGACAGAUAUCACAUCACACCAGUUUCCCUCGAUUCAAUCUCUCAAGCAUGCAGAAGUAGAUACAUAUGUAUCUAUCUGAGAGCGGACCGAAAGAAAGCGCGAGACUUCGCCGGGCUUUAUUUUAUAAAUAUAAGUUCGCGAGAACGCUAACAUAAGCGAACGUGAAUGCGAGUAUAAAGUGCCCGAGUGUGUGCGUAGAGAGCGUCAAUUAAAUUCAAUAAAUCAUAAAUAAGUGUGUACUAAAUCCUGCUUUUUGAGUGGCUUGUGUGACUGUGACUGAGCGACUCUGUUUAAAACUGUGAUUUAAUGGCAUGUUGGAGCUCGCAGAGCGCGAAAUAAAUUAAAGAGAAAUUACGAAUGAACAAAAUUUAAUUUUUAAUGAAUUUCGAUGAAAUUUCAAUCACCAACUUCAACUAAAAUGGAUAUCUGCCGUCUCUGGAUACUCGUGUCGCUGUCCCUGCAGUUGCAUCUGCUGCCAGGCCUACUGGUUGAUGCCUUUAACUUUUCGCCGCGUGCAAACCUAGUGAUAGGCGCCCCCCAACAUUUGCGUUUUCACUUGAACCAAACGCGCAGCUCCUACUUUGGAUACACCCUGGUGAUACGUCCAACCAGUGUCAUUGUAGGAGCCCCGCGCGCCCAGUCGUCCCUGGAGUCACAGCGCCAGAUCAAUGAGACCGGCGCCAUUUACAGGUGCUCCUUGAGUACCGGUUCCUGCAACCCAUAUGUCCUCGAUCCCAAUGGAAACCGAGACGCUCCGUUCAGCGAGUACACCUACGACUCGGAGCGAAAGGACUUCCAGUGGCUGGGUGGCUCGAUGGACGGCGGCACUAGCGACGCGGACAAGCUUCUGGUUUGCGCCCCGCGAUUUUAUGCUCCCAGCACAAAGGAUUACCAUAUGCAUGGAGUAUGCUACUGGGUGAAAAACACCCUGGCUGGCAGUCCGGAGCACGUCAAUCGGAUUUCCCCGUUGCGGCUAAAGACGGAUCAGGUGGUGCAGGAGAACAACGAAAUCAACUUCUACUACAUACUCGGCGAGCUGGGACUGAGUGCUCAUGUUUCGGACGACAACAGCAAAUUUCUAAUUGGUGCCCCGGGCAUAUAUACCUGGAAGGGAUCGGUGAUACUCUAUGGGCGAGUUGACCCUGCAGAAAACCCAAGCGUCAGCCGGCGCGACACGAGCAGCGCUCUGCGCCGAAAGACUCGGGAAAGCGACUCCAAUGACUACACACCCGACAACUUUGUCCCGGAAAUUCCCAAGCCACAGAACUGGGGUCAACAGGAUGACUCCUACUUUGGCUAUUCUGUGGCCUCUGGUUACUUUGACAGCACGAACCUAACCACUCUGCUGUACGUGGCCACCGCUCCGCAGGCCAACAGACAAUCCGGCGAGGCAUAUAUAUUCGAUGUUCUGGGCAAGACCAUAAAGAAGUUCCACGUGUUCCGUGGAGAGCAGUUUGGGGAGUACUUCGGCUAUUCGGUCCUCGCCGAGGAUCUCAACGGCGAUGGAAGGACGGAUGUGGUGAUUUCAGCCCCCCAACACUCCCAGGAAGACUCGCACGACAACGGUGCCAUCUAUGUUUUUAUCAACAAGGGCUUUUUCAAUUUUGAGUCGAAACUGCUGCGAUCGCCCAUUGCCAGCAAGGCACGCUUCGGGACUACGCUGACCCGCCUGGGAGACAUUAAUCACGAUGGCUACAAUGAUAUCGCUGUCGGGGCGCCGUUUGCGGGAAAUGGAUCGGUUUUCAUCUACCUGGGUAGCGAGCACGGUCUGCGGAACCAGCCCAGUCAGCGGCUGGAUGCGCCUUCGGGCAAACCUUCAAAGUAUGGGGAACAUAUGUUUGGCCAUGGCCUCUCCCGUGGGUCCGAUAUCGACGGCAAUGGAUUUAAUGACUUUGCAAUCGGAGCUCCGAAUGCUGAGGCCGUGUAUUUGUAUCGUGCCUAUCCUGUUGUCAGGUUAAAAGCUACUGUAAAAUCACAGUCGCGUGAAAUCAAGCCGGAGCAGGACAAGGUGGCAAUCACAGCCUGCUACGGAAUAACCACAACGGCCACAGCGCCGGCAGUCCAGAAGCAGGAGAUGACCAUACGCAUCGUCAUCGACUCACAGUUGAAACGGGCCAAGUUCACUCAGACUCAAAGCCAUGAAAUGAGUUUCACAGUCGACGCAGGACUGACUGAGCAGUGCCAAGUCUUUGAGUGCGUUGUGCGCUACAGCGAGAAGGACAUAUUCACACCCAUCGAACUGGAGAUGCACUACGAACUAACAAAGAAAGUCCCUGAUUCUGAGGAUUUCUGCGAGACCUGUGUCGCUGUUGAUCCCGCAGAGCCGAAGGUCUACACUGAGAAGAUCAUAUUCAGCACGGGUUGCGCAACUGAUAUUUGUAUUGCAGACUUACAACUGAAAAGCAAGGAUGUGAGCCCUACCUACACCUUGGGGAGUGGCAAUACUCUCCGCUUGAACUACGAGAUCACCAACAACGGAGAGACCGCCUAUCUGCCACAAUUCAAUGUAACGAGCGUGCCCCACUUGAGCUUUGCUCAGAUACCGGGCAAUUGCCGGGUUAGCGACACUGGAAUGGUCUGCGAUCUGAACCGGGGGCGACCGCUGGCCAAGGGAGAUAGGGAUGGCAUUACUAUUAGCUUCGAUGUAAGCUCUCUGAGUGGUUUAGCACUUAUAAUAAACGCCGAGGUGUUCAGUACGGGAUAUGAAAAGAAUCCCAUGGACAACAGGCAGACCAAUGUGAUCAGCCUGAGGGAGUACACCGAGAUAGACGCCACUGGGGGCCAAAUAAAUGGCCAAAUUGACUUGGAACACUACAAAAACUCCGCGGAAAUAAUCAACAAUUACGAGAUUAAGAGCAAUGGCCCCAGUAUUAUCGACGACUUGACAUUGUCCUUUCAUAUACCUAUAGCGUAUAAAAUUGCUGGAUCAACUGCCAUCAUACCCAUCAUCAACAUGACCACAUUGAAGAUGCAGGCCACCUACGAUGCUCAGUUGCUGGGUAUAGAGCUGUUCGAUCAGAACAACACCAUGCUCAUCCUAGAUCCAAUAGAAAUUUCCUCCACGCGCGGCAUCCAGAGUACGGAGCGAACGGUGAUUAGACAGAAUGGACAGGGAUACGAUAUUACCACUAGUGGGCAUAUACACCAGUCUUGGCAAGAGCUCGACUCUGAUAUGGUGGCUACCGCUUCCAUGACGCGCAAGCGGCGUGAUCUCAAAGCGGUGACUGCCAACCGCGAGCAGUACGCUCGCAUCUCAAACGCCAAAGCGCACGACCUGCUCAGCGAGGACUUUAAGGGCAAGUUGCCGGUGAAUCGCACAAUUGUAUUUAACUGCAGGGAUCCAGACAUGACGAUCUGCAUCCGAGCCGAGAUGCGUGUCUACAACUUUAGAGCGGAUAAGCCUGUCAACCUGAAUGUUCGUUACUCUGUUGACCUCAAUGAAGUCAAUGCCAUUUUAUUGGAUCCAUGGGAGUACUUUGUCAUCCUGACCGAUCUGGACUUGUUGAAGAAGGGAGACCUGUCCGGCAGCUCGUAUUCCAUCAAUCGGAAGAUUGAGCCAAAUGUGAUAUCCAAACAUCUGCAGUCACGCCUGCCCAUCUGGAUCAUAAUUGUAUCCAUUAUCGGUGGCUUGCUUCUGCUCUCAGCGAUAAGUUAUGCCCUCUAUAAGUUCGGGUUCUUCAAUCGAGCCAAAAAGGAAGAACUGAAUAGACUGGUGAAUCAGAGCCCCGACGAACCCGAGGCUGAGAACCUAAAUAGCGACGGUAAUAACUAACUUUAUUCAAGAGUUUGGCCGAAAACAAGCUGCAAAUUUCAGCAGAUACCAAAUCCUAAUAUUAUUACUUGAAGACGCCAUUACAAAUUGUAUGUUUACUAAGUAUGUGUGUUCUACAUGCAUUUAAAAAGAAAGCGAAAUCGAUUUACGAUAGUCCUCACAAUUUAUAUGAAAGGGUGCAACUUUUAAACCGCGAAAGCAUUGAAUGUUCUUGUUGGUUUGACUUCCUAGUGGUCUACGAUAAGUGCCUUGCAAUUUGUAUUUUACCGACAACUAUUUUAUAUAAAAAAGUGCCUCGUGUGCAACACAGACUUGAUUGCCAUUUGUUGUAAAUAUUUAUUAAACAUUUGUAAUAAUAAAUUUUUUGAAUAGUUUUACUAGUUCUAAGUAACGUUACAAGGCGACGUAAAAGACUUUAUUAAAGUGUAAACAACUGUAAAACCGAAACUAGAUUAUUUUGAGCACAAUACAGCUUUUGUAUAAACUUUUAUGGUAUUAUUUUAGGGGAAGUAUUAAAUAAAAAUUCAUUUUAUAUUACAUGACAAAAAAGAUGGCUUGUAACAGACGGAACUGAUUGAUUUGACUUGUGUGUGUUAUAAAAGUGCACAGGUAGAAUAUCUAAAUGAUCCGUGGAAAAUUUCCAAACAAUUUCCACAUGUAGUAAUUAAGAAAAGUGAUUUUUAUAUUGAAAGAAGACGAAGUUUCUAAAAGCGUUUUGUGAGCGCACUAGAAAUAAUAGACGGUUUAUGUUCAUUUAUGUGGCGUUGUGGUCGAAAACAGCCGGAACAGAACUUCGACAAGUUGGGACUUCUUCCUUAAAAAUGCUUAGUGUUACAAGUGUAUUUUAAGUUGAUAUAUAAUAACUAGAAUCAGUAGUUCUUCAAUCAAAUGCACAGCUAUAUUAAUUAAUUAUAUAUCUCUUAAGACUAAUUAUAGUUUUCGCACAGUGUGGCCCAACAUUAAAAGUUUAGCGAUAAUUUAAAA